This is a messenger RNA of Antechinus flavipes (yellow-footed antechinus), 930 nucleotides long. Its product is annotated as olfactory receptor 1361-like. Gene Ontology annotation, molecular function: olfactory receptor activity; G protein-coupled receptor activity. The coding region runs from base 1 to 930 and encodes 309 amino acids. Gene Ontology annotation, biological process: G protein-coupled receptor signaling pathway. The transcript has a single exon. The record is from RefSeq and is a predicted model, not a curated record. Gene Ontology annotation, cellular component: membrane. NCBI's taxonomy places the organism in Eukaryota, Metazoa, Chordata, Mammalia, Dasyuromorphia, Dasyuridae.
AUGGCAACCCACAAUUACACUUCAGUGACUGAAUUUGUUUUCUUGGGUUUGACUAACCGACUGGAUAUGCAACCAGUCAUCUUUGCAGUCAUCUUUAUCAUGUAUCUAAUUACGGUAGUGGGUAAUUCCUUGAUCAUUACUGUAACCUGGAUGGACCCUAAGCUCAAAACUCCUAUGUACUUCCUGUUGAGUCAGCUCUCCACUAUUGACAUCUGUUUCACCACUAUCACUGUCCCCCAACUGCUGAUUCACACCUUCUCCAGGAACAAGACUAUCUCUUUUACUCAGUGUAUGACUCAGGUCUUUUUCUUUGUAGCUACAGGUAACAUGGAAGGUUACCUAUUGGCAGCUAUGGCCUAUGACCGUUACGUGGCUAUUUGUAAUCCUUUGCGUUAUGGGGCCAUCAUGACCCAGAAAUUAUGUAUUUGUGUAGUCCUGGUGUCUUGGUUUCUCAUGUUUUUGAAUUCUCUUUUACAUACCAUCCUUGUCUCAAGACUUCAUUUUUGUAACAAUCACAUUUUACACUUUUUCUGUGAUGUCCCUCCCCUGAUGCAACUCUCCUGCUCCCGCCCUAUCAUUAAUGAGCUGAUGCUUCUAACAGAAGGGGCUACAGUAACUCUCUCUCCAUUUGUCUUUAUUCUGGCCUCUUAUGUCUGCAUUGUUGUUACUGUGCUUGGUCUACGUUCAACUGCAAGUUUACGCAAAGCUGUCUCCACGUGUGGCUCUCACAUUGUGGUUGUGACAUUAUUCUAUGGAACUGUUAUUCGGCUCUACUUCCAACCAAUCAGUAAUUAUACCCUGGACCGGGAUCGACAGGUAGCAGUCUUCUAUACAGUGGUUACUCCUAUGCUGAACCCUAUCAUCUAUAGCCUGAGGAAUAAAGAGGUGAAAGGUGCUCUCCGGAGAACUCUGAGCAAAAUCUUCCAGUAA